This is a messenger RNA of Sebastes umbrosus (honeycomb rockfish), 3205 nucleotides long. It is a transcript of the gene uckl1b, whose product is annotated as uridine-cytidine kinase 1-like 1b. The coding region runs from base 63 to 1676 and encodes 537 amino acids. The transcript is spliced from 15 exons. Gene Ontology annotation, cellular component: cytoplasm. Gene Ontology annotation, molecular function: ATP binding; kinase activity. Lineage: Eukaryota; Metazoa; Chordata; Actinopteri; Perciformes; Sebastidae. The record is from RefSeq and is a predicted model, not a curated record.
CAGCACAGUAAACGCUAGCUUCCCACCUGAUUGUCAACAGACAGAGCAGAGUAAGCUAGCUGAUGUCUGCCGUUAGCAGGGAAGAAAGGCUCCCAAAGAUGGAGAACGAAGAGAAAGCUGCCCCUGUGUCCAUCAGUGGAGGCGGCGAUGGAUCACUGGACCGGCUUCUCCCCUCGGUAAGCACAGGCCUUUCACCCAGGAAGAGGACCACCAGUCAGUGCAAGUCCGAGCCUCCUCUCCUACGCACCAACAAAAGAACCAUCUACACCGCUGGCCGACCGCCCUGGUACAACGAGCACGGGGCCCAGUCCAAAGAGGCCUUCGUCAUCGGUCUGUGUGGCGGCAGCGCUUCAGGAAAGACGACCGCAGCCAGGAAGAUCAUUGAAGCUCUAGAUGUUCCAUGGGUUGUGCUCCUCUCAAUGGACUCUUUUUACAAGGUCCUGACCCCAGAUCAGCAGACUCUGGCUGCCAGCAACGACUACAACUUCGACCACCCCGACGCCUUUGACUUUGAUUUGCUGACACACACCCUGUACAAACUCAAACAGGGCAAGAGCGUGAAGAUCCCUGUUUAUGACUUUACAACUCACGGGAGACAGAAGGACUGGAAAACCGUGUAUGGAGCCAGUGUUAUCAUCUUUGAGGGAAUCAUGUCCUUCGCAGAUAAAAUGCUCUUGCAGCUGCUGGACAUGAAGAUCUUUGUGGACACCGACUCUGACAUCCGGCUGGUGCGUCGGUUGAGGAGGGACAUUUUAGAUCGGGGCCGAGACAUCGAGGGCGUCAUCAAACAGUACAACAAGUUUGUCAAGCCAGCGUUUGAGCAGUACAUUGAACCCACCAUGCGCCUGGCUGAUAUUGUGGUGCCACGUGGCGGUUGCAACACGGUGGCCAUCGAUUUGAUCGUGCAGCAUGUCCACAGUCAGCUGGAGGAGAGGAAACUUCGCUGGGAUAUGGCAGCGCUGGCUUCUGCACACCAGGCCCAACCACUCCCCCAGACCCUCAGUGUUCUGGAGAGUACACCCCAGGUCAGGGGCAUGCACACCAUCAUCAGAAACAAGGAAACCAGCCGCGACGAGUUCAUCUUCUACUCCAAGAGGUUGAUGCGCUUGUUGAUCGAGCGAGCGCUCUCCUUCCUGCCUUCGCAGGUCCACACAGUCCAGACUCCCCAGGGAGAGGAUUAUGAAGGCAGGAGUUUCCACGGGAAGAGGAUCACAGGCGUGUCUAUCCUGCGAGCCGGGGAGACCAUGGAGCCCGCUCUGAGAGCCGUCUGCAAAGACGUUCGCAUCGGCAAGAUCCUCAUCCAGACCAACCAGGACACAGGAGAACCAGAGCUUCAUUACUUGCGUCUACCGAAAGACAUCAGUGAAGAUCAUGUGAUCCUGAUGGACUGUACGGUGUCCACUGGAGCUGCUGCCAUGAUGGCUGUUCGAGUCCUACUGGACCAUGACGUUCAGGAGGACAAGAUCCUACUGGUGUCUUUGCUAAUGGCAGAAAUGGGAGUCCACUCAGUGGCCUACGCGUUCCCACAGGUCAAAAUCAUCACCACAGCUGUUGACAAGGAGGUCAACGACCUCUUCCACAUCAUACCUGGCAUUGGAAACUUCGGGGAUCGAUACUUCGGAACAGAUGCACCCCCUGACUGGAGCGACGAAGAGAUGUUUGAGCCCAGUUUAUGAUUGAAUUAUUGGCAGUGCACAAGCUUAUUGGGUGAUUCUGGGCGCUGCCCCCUCGGAUGACAACAUGAGGACAUACUGUAAUCUUUGCGUCUGUCGGACUGUAACGUGCGUCCUUCAAGGUGCCCUGAGAAAUCAACUGAAAACGGGGAGAAAACAUUGCUAAUGUGCCGUCACUUUGUUGAAAUUUUUAUAAGAAAGAAAAUGCUGUUGUGGAAAAAGUUGCGUUCUGAAGUAUGAAGUAUGAAAUAUUUUUUAGAUGCACAGUCUGUUAUUAAGUUUAAAUAUUUUGUUUAAUUUAAAUUGUGGCAAUCUGAAAUUUGAAGGCAUGUUGCUUUGAAAAGAUAUAUCUAGCCUUAAACCGUGUACUGUGGACGACACAAGUGAAUGUGAAUUUGCACGUGCCAUAAAAAGAAAAAGACAUCAAGCUUUUGGGUUUAUUUUUUACCGCAUACCUUCCUCACAACUUUCACAAAAGUAAAAUCGGAACAUGAACUCGUGUUGCUCAACUUCCAUCGCCAUGAGCACUUUCUGAAGGACCAUUCAAUCGGAAAAUGUGUGGGUGUAUCUGUCUUUUUUUUUUAGCUCUCUGGCUCACCCUUUUCCUUUCUGUGGAUGCUGACCUAACCAGUUGAAACGGGUGCUGAAAACCGUUUUUCACUAUACAGAUAAGAGUAUGCACUUGUGGUGUAUAUUUAUGCAGCAUGAUCUUCAUUUACAUAUUUUUUUCUAUGGAUAGACCUGACCAGUCAGCAGGCAAGUCAUGCAUCUUUUUUUGCUGCUCUGAAAAUGGGUCAUCUGCAUUUAACAAACACAGAUUAAGUGUUUAUUUCAGUCUGCCACGUCCUGAUUUAUGCCUCUGUUUUUCAUGCAAUAGAUGCGAUCGUUUAGAAAAAGGGGAUGCAUAUGAACUCAGAACAUCUACAUGUCAGAAAGUGUGGUGUUCAUAAAGCCCUGCUCGUGCCUGAUCUUUUUACUUGGUAUCAGUAUUGAAAUGAAGCGAGAUCAAUCUGUUAAAGUUUGUGCCUAUUAAAUAAAUAUUGCCUUGUUCUUUUUAGAAAAAAUGUUGACAGAUUGCACUCCACAAUGUUCAUCCAUAACGGUUGUAUGAACUAGAGACAUCAGAAGGAGAGGAAUGUUGUUUGAUAUCAUUAUUUAUUUUCAGUAAUAGGAUGUUUCUUCAACAAGUUCACACUUAAUUAUAAUUACACAGAUUGUGAUGGAUAAUUUGUAACAUAUUUUUACAUUUUUGGAAGAAAAAAACCCCAAAAUGUACAAUAUUAAAGUGAAGAAAAAAACAUGAAAUUAAACAUGUUGAAAAUGCAACUUGUAGCCACAUUAGCUACAAGCACUACUGUUUCCAUUCAGUCGCCUGCUACUGUGCGGUAUGUGUGUACCACUGAAUACAACUGUUAGUGAGUCACUCUGUAACAAUUGUGUUUGCAGCCUCAGUGUUUGACUGCGUGCUGUUUUGUGUUUACCACUGCUGCUGCAUGUUUUUUAUAUGUUUAAUAAAAGCACAGUUGAGCUCA